Meriones unguiculatus (Mongolian gerbil) is the source of this 7738-nucleotide messenger RNA. RefSeq names its product polycystin 1 like 1, transient receptor potential channel interacting (gene Pkd1l1). Lineage: Eukaryota; Metazoa; Chordata; Mammalia; Rodentia; Muridae. Gene Ontology annotation, cellular component: membrane. Gene Ontology annotation, molecular function: calcium channel activity; protein binding. The coding region runs from base 1 to 7644 and encodes 2547 amino acids. Gene Ontology annotation, biological process: detection of mechanical stimulus. The record is from RefSeq and is a predicted model, not a curated record. The transcript has 51 exons.
AUGGUAACACAGGCUGAAAAUGCUAGGUUCUUUGCCAUCGGCUGCUUCCCAGAAACAGAUGCUCAGGCACCUCCAGCUCUGGGAAUCCAUGUUCACGCGCCUUCCGGAGCAGCCCUCCGUCUGCUGGUGGACUUUGGGGACAGUUGUGGAGCUGAGAUGAGACUGUGUACAAAAACAGGUGUGGCUGUGGUGACUGGCUACCACCAGUACAGGAAAGAAGGUGUCUAUAAGCUCAGGGCUGUGGUCCAUGACUUUCAUGGUGCUGAUGUGGAACUGGGGCCAUACUACGUGGAUUUUGGCCAUGGAAAUGUGUCUGUGUUCAUGAAUUCCAGCUCUAUUCACGAUGGCGAAGCUCUCUCCUUUGCUGAUUCUCUCCCACAGGAAAAAGGCACAGUCGUGAUGCAUUGCUUUUCAUCUGUUUCUUCAUACAAUGUGUCCUUUAUUUCUCAGACCCACGAGGACGGUGGCCACGCUUGGCUUGGAGUGACUGUUGGGUACAAGAUGCAAUCUGUGUCUGUCUACAGCAAUGGAACUGUGUUUGCUGCAGACACAAACAUCACAUUUGUGGCUGUUACCAAGGAAACCUUGCCCCUGGAGUUUGCAUGGUAUUUCGGAGAUGGCCCACCAGUGAGGACAACUUCCAGAAGCAUCAGAAGACAGCUGAACAUCCCUCAGUGGUACCAUGUGACAGUCAAGGCCACCAGCAGGAUCAGCAGUGUGGUCUCUGAGCCCCACAUCAUCAGGGUGCAGAAGAGAAUCAUGGCCAAUAGGCUCAUGUCCCCUGCCUCAGCCGUGGUAAAUGCCAAUGUGUCCUUUGAGUGCAGGCUCAACUUUGGCACUGAUGUAGCCUACCUUUGGAACUUUGGAGAUGCCACCAUUCAGCCGGGUAGCAGCGCUUCCAGCCAUGUCUACAGAAGGGAGGGAGAGUUUACAGUUGAAGUCCUUGCCUUCAAUAACGUCAGCUCUGCCACCCUCAGAAAGCAGCUUUUCGUGGUGCGCGAACCUUGCCAACCACCCCCAGUGAAGAACAUGGGGCCUGUGAAGGUGCAGAUAUGGAGGUCUCAGCCCCUGAGACUAGGAGUGACGUUUGAAGCUCCAGUCCUCUGUAACAUUUCCCAAGGGCUUUCCUACACCUGGAGCUUUGUGGAUGCAGAGGCAACUUCUGUCCCCCUCCCUGCUGCUGUCAACACCCACUGCCAGACCAUCAUGCUCCCAGGUUACACACUGCAGUGUGGGAACUACACUGCCAUAGCCAAGGUUCAGAUCAAGGGAAGCAUAGUGUAUAGCAACUACUGUGUUGGUGUGGAGGUUCAAGCCAGGGCCCCUAUCAGCGUGAUCUCUGAAGGCACGCACCUCUUCAUCCCCAGGACCACCUCAACCUCAACCUCCAUCAUCCUCAGAGGGUCCCAGUCCUAUGACCCCGACAACCCAGGGGCUGCUCUUAGGUAUCACUGGACUUGCACUGCAGCCAGCUCACCAACGUGGCCCUGCUUUGAUGACUCGACUACAAACCGAGUGGACACUCAGGCUCCUGCCAUUUCCUUCCCAGCAAAGUGGCUCAGUGAGUGCUGUGACCAGUUCCUUGUGACACUGAUGGUCUCCAGCAGUGGACAGAACUCUUCUCAGGCCUUGAUUUUCCUGUCCACCCGUCCUGACCCAGAUUUCAGAUUCGUCCAUAUCUCUUGGGUCAACUUUAGAGACAUCCGUGUGAACUGGAAUGAAGAACUGUCUCUCAGAGCUGUGUGUGAAGACUGUGGAGAUGUACCUGACCUCACUUAUUCCUGGGACCUUUUCCUAGUCAACGCAACAGAAAAGAGUAUAAUAGAAGAUAGGGCACUGAGAUACACCAAAGAGGAGGGUACUCAAGUCAGGAGCAUCAUUGAAGUGUUAGUGACAGGAGUAUGGGUGAACAUAAAAACAGUCCCCUUCUGUAGCACCGUGGAGCUGCUGGGCACUUCGGCACUUGGGGCCAUUCUGAAGUUGUCUGAGUCAUCUCUGCUGUCAAAUCCCAGAGCGUCAUCGACUACACACUCAGCAGAGCCUUCAGCCAUGCCCAUGGGCUGGGCAGCUCUUUCCAACCCGGGAAGCAUUUCUGCUGAGUCCACAGCAAGUGGUUACCACAUUCCAUCUGAGCAACCUACGGUAGGCCCAGGGGAGCCUAUGGAGGACUAUAGCUCACUUGGUCCAGCAUCAGGUUCCCUGGAUGAGGAAGUCCUGAUGAUGAACAGCCCUGAGGGAACCUGGCCCCCUCCCAGUUCCUCUGAUGCCUUUGGUGAUUUUGAAGCCUAUUAUAGUGACAUCCAAGAAGCAGUGCCGUCUCUGGGGAGACAACCAGGGACCAGUACCAAAUUCCACGAAUCAGAGCCAAGCAUGAGUGUUGAGGAGAAUUCCAGUUAUGGGGACAACCUGCUAGGCCCUUUCCUCCACACAGGCAGAGCAAAGCCAUGUCUCAUGAUUGACUGGCCCAAGGCACUGGUUAGCCGAGCUGUCUUCCAUGGCUAUACAUCAUCAGGUAUCAUGGGACCAGCUGUGACAAUAAAACCAUUCUCACUGAGCAGUGGUGAGACAUAUGUCUUACAGGCUUCUGUAGCUUCAAAACAUGCUCUACUAGGCAAAGCUCAGCUUUACAUAACGGUCAGCCAAGCUCCACAGGACAUGUUUUGCCAGGUGCGGCCCCACCACGGUAUGGAGGCACAUACCAUCUUCAGUGUCUUCUGCAUGUCAGGGAAGCCGGACUUUCAUUAUGAAUUUCGUUACUGGAUAGGAAAUGCUUCCUCACACACCCUGUACCGUGGACAAGAUACCCAGUAUUAUUUUUUACUGCCAGCUGGUGAGACCUCAGACAAUUACAAAGUCAUUGUUUCUACUGAGAUCACAGAUGGCCAAGGCUCCAAGGUGCAGCCAUGCACUGUGGCGGUGACUGUGUUACCCCGUUACCAUGGAGAUGACUGCCCUGACAAGGACCUAUAUGACUCCACCCUAGAAAACCUGUCUACUCUCCAUCUGGUGGGAAGUCACAGGGAAAUCAGGAAUUACAUCGCCAUGGUCACUGGGAUCCUGAGCCGUCUGUACGUGGAGAGCAAAAACACUUCUUCGUGUGGUCAGUGGUCACAAAUACAGGAUAUAUUGAUUUCCUCAGCGUGCAAAAUACCUUUGACAGAUCAGGAAGCAAUGAUGGAGUCUAUUCAUAUAUUGAGAGACCUCAUAAGCCUCCCUAAUAAGUUGGGCUUGCUGAGUGCCAUGAACAUCCUCAAAUACACCCAGAUGUUCCUUGCUCAAGGUCAGUUCUCCAGGAAGUUGCUGGUCAACAACAAACUGAGAGUUGAACUUGUCCUUCUCAUCUCUGGAGUCUGGGAAGCCGCCAAAGAAGACACGUGGGAUGAGGUCUAUCUGCAAGAAGAAGGCAUGAAGAUCAUCUCUGACAUGUUACUAGCCUGUCUCUCCUUGAGCCACCAGCAUCAGUUUCACAUAAACACUGGGCAGAUGGAAUUUUGGACCCUUCUCCAUCAUAGCACUCGGAGUUUUAUCCAGAAUCUGGGCUUCAUCCGGAUACAUUUCCCUGGUGACCCAGCCUUGCACGGUCCUGGAGCUCGGGAGGAAACACAAAGUCCAUGCUACAUCAGCCAGCUCAUGGUCUUCAUGAAGAGCCCUUAUCCAGUGGGAAGAGCUCCUGGACAGGUGGGUGCUGUCAUGAGACCUAGCUUCUACAGCUGCAAGAGCCAAAGACCCAUCCUCAGAGGACGACUGGAGGUACCUGUGACUGUGGAGUUUGAAGAGGAAGGCCGCCAGCACAAGAAAAACCCAGCCAUGUUUGUGUUGCUUCGGGAUGAGGUGAAUGUCCACCGAUUCAAUGAGCUUUCAGAAAAACCUCAGGAAUCUUUGCAGAUAAGCAUCAGAUUCUCUAAGCCAGCUACAAGAGCCUUUCCCAUCAUGCUGUUAGUGAGGUUCUCUGAGAAAGCCACGCCUUCUGAUUUUCUGGUGAAGCGGAUCUACUUCUGGGAAGAGAAGACUGUACAAAUUUAUGUACCUGCUGCUCCAUGGAAAGGAGCCACUGUGGGAUAUUUGUCUCUCUUAGAUGCUGAUUAUGACAGGAGGCCUCCAAACAAGUAUCUUGCUGGGGCAGUAAACUACACGGUCUAUUUCCAAUGGAUCCAGUGUGUGUUUUGGGACAAGAGAGAGUGGAGGUCCGAAGGUCCCUGCCCACAGCCAGGAACGUCUCCUGAAAAAGUCAACUGCAGCUACCAUCGCCUCGCGCCUUUCUCUGUCCUAAGAAGAAAACUGAAUGCCACCUUUGAAGUGAGCAGCAUUUCUGAGUUUCGGAGUCACCCUCGCAACUUGCUUCCUGGUAUUUUCAGUGUGUUUUUCUUGGUCCUUUAUGGAUUUUUGGUGAGUAAAAGCAGAUGUGUAGAUUGUCAUGAGAAAAAGAAACCUGCUUGUAUUUUUCUGGAAGAAGAUAUCCAACCUGGCCACCAGCUGUAUGCAGUCGUCAUUGACACUGGCUUCCGGUCACCUGCCAAAUUUACCUCAAAGGUUUUCAUUGUUUUACAUGGUAAAAAUGGAGUCUCAGAAACCAAAGAACUCUGCUGUCCAGAGAAGCACUUAUUUGGAAGGAAUUCCAGGCACACCUUUAUACUGAGCACUGCUAACCAACUGGGUCCGCUCCAGAAGAUCCACCUCUGGCAUGACAGCAGUGGGCCUUCCCCAAGCUGGUUCAUCAGCCACGUGAUGGUAAAGGAGCUACGCUCAGGACAAGCUUGGUUCUUCUCUGCUCAGUGCUGGCUGGCUCUGAGCAUAGGUGACAGCAGUGUGCAGAGAGAGCUCUUCCGCCUGAGCCAUGGUCUUGGUUUCUACAAGCUUUUCUAUUCAAAGUUCACAGAGUACCUGGAGGAUUUCCACAUCUGGUUCUCACUGUUCAGCCAACCUGCCUCCAGCAGCUACCUGCACACACAGCGGCUUGCUGUGUCCUUCUGCCUGCUGUGUGUCUACUCGUGCCUCACUGCCCUGGUCGCUGUGACAGGCCAUGAACAGCACCUCCUGAAUGUGGGUCCUACUGAUAUCACUCCGGAAUCCUUCAGUCUGGCUCUCCUGUGCACCCUCCUGGCCUGUCCAGUUGCACAGCUCCUGUCACUGCUCUUCAGGUUCAGCAAGGAAGCCAGAGGGCAUCUACGGGCUGUGCCACAAUGGCCUCUCAGAGGAGUGAAGACAGAGGCAUCUCAGGCUCCUGAUCCCAGUGAGAGACCAAAUUCGAGGCAGCCCUCCCAGCAUCCUACGUCAGACAUUCUCUCUGGGACUGACCAAGCAUGGAGGAUGACAGCCAGUAGGAGUGGUGUGGUCUGCUCACCCUUUCUGUCGGAGGCCUGCAGGCAUAAAGAGCUGGCUUGGAGAGAGAAGAGCGGCCACUAUCCUCCCAGUUCUCAAGCUCCCAGCAGUGGUUUUGAAGGAGUUGGGCCCCAGCAGUCAAGGGUCUUUCUGCUAUGGCCAAGCUCUGUGGCCUGGACCAUCUGUGGGUCUGCUUCCCUGGCCUGUGGUUUGGGGACAGGAUUCCUAGGCUAUAGGUUUGUACCAGCGCAGUGUAUGUGGUGGCUGCACCUGCUGUCUCUCUCUCUGGUCUGCUGUGCAUUCAUCACCCAGCCACUCAUGAUCUGUUUGGCAGCACUGGCCUUUGCGUGGAGAAGGAAACAUGACAGCCAGUUUUUUAAGGAGGCUUUACGAGAUGCAAUGAAGGAUCUGGACUUGGAACUGGAAGAGCGUUCCAGAACCCACAUUCCUCUUUCUCUAAGCUCCUAUAGUCCUGACAGUACUGAGGAGGCUGAAAGGGUCUUAGCUGCCCGAAAACGAGAACGCCACCUGCGCUGGGCUCAGCCACCAUCUAGGGCCAAGUUUAGAGUGACCAGGGAGAGACUGAGGAGAGAGAGGUGUCUGCAGGCAGCCCUGAGAGAUAUUACCAUACACAGUAUCAUGCUACUGCUGCUUUUGUUUAUAGCAUAUGGGAGGUUAUGCCCAGGUGAAUAUUCUCUCAAUCAAGCCAUCAGGAAGGAGUUUACAAGAAAUGCUAAUCACUCCUUGGGGGACCUGAGGAGCACAGAGGACUGGUGGCACUGGACUCUGCGCACAUUGCUAGAUAAGCUUCAUCCAGAAGGACCCUCUGCUGGAGCUCGGGGGGCUCAGCCUGGAGCUCUUGGAGGGCAGUGCCACCUAAUAGGCCCUUCAGUGAUGACGCAGCUGAAGGUUUCUGCUGGCCCUCCAUGCAUGCCUCCCAGGACAUUCUCAGAGCUUGUGGAAGAUGUACCCCCUGUGCGUAGUCAUGACCUUGACCCUGAGAAUCUUAAUGUGACCCCUGGUGGUCCGGAGGCCUGUGGGGUGAAGAAAGAGAGCUACAUGUACAGCCUAGGAAGAACAAGGCACGAAGCCCAUGCAGCUCUGACCGCCCUCAGGGCCAGCGGGUGGAUCGACCAGAGGACCAGGGCCAUGUCUGUGCACUUCACUCUCUACAACCCUCCAACCCGACUCUUCACAAGUGUGACCCUAGGUGCAGAACUUCUCCCCACAGGAGGUCUCCUCCCCUCAUCCGUGGUCGAGUCCUUCAGCAUCUUCUACAGUGGCUCAGCCCCACAGUACCCUCUUAUGCUUUCUGAGCUGUUAUUCCUGGUGCUCAACGUGACCCACCUCUGUUUCCAGCUCUGGGGGUUGGCCACCGAGGGAAUCCUUAGGUACUGGAGAAAACCGAGACACUGGCUGGAGCUUUCUACUGUUGGAGCAGCCCUGGCCUACUAUGUGGCCUCCGGUCACCUCACUACCCUUUCUGAGAAUGUCACUGACCAGUUCCGCAAAGGAUUUUAUCAUAUGUUUGUGGACGUCAGCCUGAUGGUGUCAUGGAAUCAGAGGGCACGAUGGCUCCGGGGACUCCUUCUGUUCCUCUGGAUGCUGGAAUGUGUUCAUCUCCUCAGCUUUCUAAGCACCAGGGCAUCCUUCUCAGCAGUGAUGCAUUCCUCUCUCUCCAGAGUCUUGGCACCAGCGUUGGUGGGGGUCCUGUUGCUGGCUGCCCAUUCCCACUUGUGCUGGUUACUGCUCUUCACCUGGACACCAUCACCUGGCACCUCUGCAGAUGCAUUUCCUGGACUCCUGCUUCAAUUUCCAGGAAGAAGUAGAAAAGACUCACUGUACAAUCAUUUUGAGUUUGACCAUCGAGCUGUGGCUUAUUGUUGUGGGACCCUCUUUCUGCUGCUGGCUGCUCUAUUUUUCAGAAUGCUGAGAGCUUCCCUCCUGACUUUUUUCCGAAAAAGAAAGUCUUUUCACAGAAAAUCUCUCUUGACUCUUAAAGAUGUUGCUGUUUACACAUGGCAUAGAGUCCUCACCUUUCUAGGGCUGAAAACAACAACACUGGAAGAGACUGAGGCCGCAGACCAUAGUUAUUACCUGGAUGAAUUUUCAAGUCUGUUGGAUGAACUUCUGAUGAAGAUCGAUGGUUUGGCUUACAGCAUGGAACUUUCUAUCCUAGAAAAACAAUGGAAGAAGACCAUAGAGUCAAGGGCAGUGGAUAGUUCUUUAGGUGGCAUUUCAGAGUGCCAAGGUACUGGGAGAACUGUUUCUCUCAUUGAAGUAAGUGUGCCACAGGAAUCUUGCAUCUUCUGCCAUCAUCCGUGAGGCUGGAGCCGCCUGAAUUGUAAACCCGGAACGGUGUGAAACCUCACACCCGCUAUAGCCUUGGCAGCGGCUGUCUGCAUCCACCAUCAUCCUG